Messenger RNA from Suillus paluster, 3537 nucleotides. RefSeq lists its product as uncharacterized. Bases 69 to 3194 code for a protein of 1041 amino acids. The transcript has 5 exons. The record is from RefSeq and is a predicted model, not a curated record. Lineage: Eukaryota; Fungi; Basidiomycota; Agaricomycetes; Boletales; Suillaceae.
CCUUUUAGUUUCUUUUCUUUUCUUUGGUGUUUUUUUUUGAUUAUACCCCAGGUUAAGUUACAGUACAUAUGUCUUUGGGAUUGCAUAUAGUUGAUCCUCGUAUUCUGAGUGAUCAAGUUGAUCUACCUUCUGUUAUGGUGACUUCACUUAGCGCACCUCCUCGCUGCCUUUCUUCUCGACCUUCUACAAUGUCAUCAAACUCAACGUCAUCAUCAUCAGCCGAUAACUUGUAUUCUAAUCUCGCUACUUUCAGUUUUGGUGAACCAAGAACUUCAGCUUCUUCAUCUUCCUACGAUUCAGAUGACGAAGCACUACCAAUCAGCCCACUUACUCCCGUUAACAAGAACUGGGUCCUGGGACGCCCAGCUUCAAACCCCUUUCCCUCAUCUUCACGUACUUCCACCUCAAUCAGAUCACGUGGAACAGAGCAUACAGAUGAAGAAAGCAGCGAAGUUCCCUCAUCACCCGAUCUCAUUCCCGAGGCACAACGUGAGUCAGCACACAUUCGGUCAUACCGCAGUCCGAUACUCUACCGCGUCAAUUACCUCCUCUCGUUCAGCUCACGUGCUAGUUUCCGCUCAGAACUAAGCAGUGAUGAGGAGGUAGAGAUCGCUUCUUAUGACGGUGGUUCGUCACCAGUCACUUUUGCCCGUGACCUCGACAAUAUCGACGAAAACAGUCCUGUUUUCCACCGUUCAUUCUUUGAGCCUCGUCGUGGCAGCCUUCCAAUGGCAAUCCCAGGUGCCACUUCAGAUGCAGUCAGUAAUCGCAGCCGCGAAGACAGCAUCCACACAAUACGUCGUCCAUCUCGCAGCCUCGAUGACGAUCUCAAUUUUUCCCACAGUGAAGAUGAUCCCGCUGCAGUCGUACCCCGCAGUGACCCCCUCACUCGCGCUGACUUUCGUUCUCUUGUCGAGGCACAGACAGUGCAACCGCAGCAAGAACCAGAUACAUUCGCUGGCAUUGACCUCUCCUAUGUCUUUUCCGGAAAGAGCGAGGGCAGCAUCCGCUCAUUCCGAUCAUCCGCCCAGCUCUCAUUCCUCGCUGCCCGCACAAGCAGCACAGGCGAGCCUUCUUCAUUCCGCCCACCCAGUAGUUGGUUGAGUGGCCCACGCCGUCCCAGUGCCGGUACCCUGCCCAGCAACAGCGGUGAAGAUACCUUUCUCAACCUCAUCGUCCAGUACGAAACUACCAACCAUUGGAUCUUUUCGAAGGAAAAGGCAGAUGCCCAACCUGUAUCUACUACGUCAUCAGUGCGGUACAGUCGUCCGUCCAUCAACACAGCCAUCCCGAUCAACAUGGAAAAGGCAAAACGUACCAUGUUCCCUGGUGCUCAGGAGAUCUGGCGAAGCGACCACGUCGGUCGUUAUAGAGUCGAUAGACUCGUGUUCAAACCAUCCACUGCAGACCCUGCCAAAGCUCCCCAACAACGCAUCAACGUCCGACACAUACCCGAUCCGUUCCUCAAGGGCCCCAAGACAGGCGGGCCAAGUAGCGUCAUUCACAAACACUCACGUGCCACUGCAUUCUCGAUAUUUCGAUCCUAUUCGCUUUUUCAACCUAAGCGUGGUGGGACGUCGGGACAGUCUGGAUCACGCAAUAUACAUAUGCAUACGAGUGGAGGUAUCAUGCUCGCGCCGAAGAAGGUGCAAGAGCAAUAUACGAGUACGAGGACAACCAGCAAGCUUAGUACGCAUGGUUUACUUGAGGAAGGAUCGAGGAAAGCUGGUGGAAACGGGGACAAGUCUCGACGGGCAUUGCUUGAGAAAGAGAAGCGGCGGGAGAAAGAGAAGGAAGAGGCAAAGAAAGCCAAGGCAAAGGCAAAGGAGAAGAAAAAGGAGAAGAAGAAUGAGCGGGGGAGUAAUCCGGCAGAGAGCACGGAGUCGAGUACGACGACGAGCAGUGCUGGGAGCGUCAAUCCGGCUCAUCUCAUAUCUGCACCCGCACGAGCAACGACAUCCAAGAUCACAUUCGCUCCUUCGACUAUGUCAAAGUCGCAAGGAAAGCUCCUCCAGUCAACGAGCGAACCAUCAUCGCCGGAAGCGUCAGAUCUGCCAUCAAAGAGACCCCUUGAGUCCGAUUCCUCUACAUCCGUCGCCAGCAACCGGAUCCAUCGCGAUUCAAUAGACUCCGACGAACACCUCCCAACUCGCACCCCACACGCAGAAGCUUUUGGAACGCUCGAUCCAAACGAUAUCGAGCACCUGCGCAGAGCGCAAAAACCUUCCGACGGCAGCAGUUCACUCGCAAACCGCAUAUUGAGACGACUGCGCGGGGCAUCCUCCCGUCCAGACAGCACCGCCCUCCCAGCCGUAACUCCCCAGAACGCCUACAGCCCCCCUUGGAUAGUCACUGCCGGACGCGAUCAGAACGAAGAACACGUCCGCGUUCUCACUGAUCUCAACAACUCCUUCCGCGAUGUGGGGCUUCUGCAUACGCAACCACAUAAACCCGGUUCGAAGAGCAGCGCGAAGAAGAGAGCGACGACGCAUGAUAUAUUCAAUUACGUCCCUGAAGAUUCUCUUUACAUGCUCCUUCCUCUCUGGGCAGGCGAGACCGAUCCAUCUAUGAACCCACCCGCAAGUAGCGGCGACGCGGCUACCACCCUCCCUACGAUACCCGAAGCCCGCCAGUACCUCCUGGUGUGGUAUGUCCCAUUCGAAGACAAGGGGAGGCCAGAUCAUUCAGCCAAGAAAAAACCGAAGCAAGCGUCCCCCCCACCCGAAGCCACCGCCGAAACCAACCAGAAAAGCGUCUACCUAAGCAAUUUCAGGGUGAACGCUCGCUUGGUUGCGUAUGACAAUCUUCGAGGAACAGGGAUCCGAGUGCCUAGCGAUGGAUUAGCAAUAACAGCACCUGCAUGGGAAGCCAAUAACCUCCCCAUCAUCGAUACCCAAUCCGAAUCCGAAUCCGAAUCCCAAAUCGAGGAAGAAGACGUCCAGCCAAAGCAAACGGUGAUAUGCGUGUGCGACAACCGAGAACACGGAUUCCGUUUUCUACCCGAUGGACUGACGGAACUUGGGCUUUGUUUGAAAGAAGAGGUCCCGUUACCUGCUGCUGAUAAUCCGAGAGCUAUUUACCUCGGGCAUGAAGUUUCGGACGUGAGGCAGCAUCUGACGCCUGUUGGGAGAGCUGCUGUUGAGAUGGUUUGGUUGGGGUGUUUGGCUGUCACUAGUUUUGGGCCGUACGUAUGAGGUGUCAUUUUUGUAUUUUUCUUUGCUUUUAGGGGCCGGAGUCGGAGUCGAAGUCGAAGUGGUCCUCGUCGUUAUUUAUGUUCCAUCUCUCUCUUUUUCACUGUCUCCAUAUACAACCCCCGCAUGAUAUAUAUCGAUUUUAGAACUUGCUGUAUACUUACUACAUAGUCCUCGACGUCAGUUCCUUUCUUGCGUGCAUACGAUUUUACAUUACAUAUAUCUUUUUCUUUUCGUGUUUUUUACUUACUAGUGCGCUUUCGAGGUUUUUUAAUUAGUUUGUAUACUUAUUACUUGGUUUGCCUUGUUUUUACUGUAUGCAUUAUGUGGAGUGGAAUGUAUAAGG